AUGGUAUCACCUGGACGCAACUCGAACAAGGAUAAGCCCAAGAAAUGGGAGCCACCAGUGCCAACGCGCGUGGGCAAGAAGAAGAAGCAUUCGGAUACGGCAGCUAAGCUCCCUGCCGUGUUCCCUACAACGCGUUGCCGCUUGAAAUUACUCAAGUACGAGCGUAUCAAAGAUCACUUGCUGCUGGAGGAGGAGUUUGUCACUAACCAAGAUCGCCUGAGGCCGAAGGAUGAUCAUGAUGAAGAGGAGCGAACGCGUGUCGAUGACAUUCGCGGUAGCCCGAUGGCUGUUGGUACAUUGGAAGAAAUUAUCGAUGACGAGCAUGCCAUUGUUAGCAGCUCAACCGGCCCUGAAUACUAUGUCAGUAUCAUGAGCUUUGUCGACAAAGACCUUCUAGAACCUGGCUGCAGUGUGCUACUUCAUCAUAAGACCAUGGCCGUGGUCGGCGUGUUGUCUGAUGACACAGAUCCCAGUGUCAGUGUCAUGAAGCUGGAUAAAGCGCCAUCGGAGAGCUAUGCAGACAUUGGUGGCCUUGAGUCCCAGAUCCAGGAAAUCAAGGAGUCAGUGGAGUUGCCACUGACGCACCCUGAACUUUAUGAGGAGAUGGGCAUUCGUGCGCCCAAGGGUGUGAUCCUGUACGGUGUCCCAGGUACAGGUAAAACGCUGCUGGCCAAGGCUGUGGCGAACCAGACGUCUGCCACCUUCUUACGUGUCGUGGGUUCGGAGCUGAUUCAGAAAUACUUGGGCGAUGGCCCGAAACUCGUGCGUGAGCUGUUCCGUGUAGCGGAUGAGCAUGCGCCCAGCAUUGUCUUUAUUGAUGAAGUGGACGCUGUGGGUUCCAAGCGAUACGACUCUACAUCAGGCGGUGAGCGUGAAAUUCAGCGCACUCUUCUUGAGCUGCUCAACCAGCUAGACGGUUUUGACUCGCGCCAUGAUGUGAAAGUGAUCAUGGCAACCAACAAGAUUGAAAGCCUUGACCCCGCCUUGAUCCGACCUGGCCGUAUUGAUAGGAAGAUUGAGUUCCCUCUCCCGGACCAAAAGACUAAGAUGCAGAUUUUCCGUCUUCAUACCUCACGCAUGAACUUGGACCCUGACGUAAACUUGGAGGAGUUUGUCGCGAUGAAGGAUGACUUGAGUGGUGCAGACAUCAAGAGCUUGACGACAGAAGCAGGUUUGUUGGCCCUUCGUGAGCGCAGGAUGCGCGUGACCAAGAAGGACUUUAUCACUGCCCGUGAACGUGUCAUAGAUCGAAAGAAUGAAGGCACGCCAGAAGGCCUGUAUCUAUAG
This is a messenger RNA of Malassezia pachydermatis, 1287 nucleotides long. Its product is annotated as 26s proteasome subunit p45. The transcript is spliced from 5 exons. Gene Ontology annotation, molecular function: ATP binding; proteasome-activating activity; ATP hydrolysis activity. Gene Ontology annotation, biological process: proteasome-mediated ubiquitin-dependent protein catabolic process. The coding region runs from base 1 to 1287 and encodes 428 amino acids. Lineage: Eukaryota; Fungi; Basidiomycota; Malasseziomycetes; Malasseziales; Malasseziaceae. Gene Ontology annotation, cellular component: proteasome regulatory particle, base subcomplex. The record is from RefSeq and is a predicted model, not a curated record.